This is a messenger RNA of Oryza sativa Japonica Group (Japanese rice), 804 nucleotides long. RefSeq names its product E3 ubiquitin-protein ligase SIRP1-like. The record is from RefSeq and is a predicted model, not a curated record. Lineage: Eukaryota; Viridiplantae; Streptophyta; Magnoliopsida; Poales; Poaceae. Gene Ontology annotation, molecular function: ubiquitin protein ligase activity. Gene Ontology annotation, biological process: protein ubiquitination. Gene Ontology annotation, cellular component: cytoplasm.
AAGCCAGCAAAAUAUCGCACACAAAAAAACAAAACAAAAAAAGUAGUUGAUCUCCUCGCGGCGGCGCUCUCUCUCUCUCUCCGCCGGCGACGAUGGCCACGGCGAACGGCGUCGACCUCGCGACGGCGGGGCUCCUGCGGCUGCUGGCGAUGGGGAUGGGGCCGUCCGUGCAGAUUCCGGGAGAAGGCGGGGUUCCGGUGAUGAUGGUGCAGCACAUCAUCAUCGGCGACGACGGCGGCGACCUGUUCUCCGGCGGGCUCGGCGGCGGCGUGCCCCCCGCGUCGAAGGCGGCGAUCGCCUCGCUGAAGGAGGUGAAGGCCGGGGAGGACGGCGAAGGCGGGGACUCGCUGGGCGACUGCGCGAUCUGCCUGGACGCCUUCGCCGCCGGGAAGGAGAUGCCGUGCGGGCACCGGUUCCACAGCGAGUGCCUCGAGCGGUGGCUCGGCGUCCACGGGAGCUGCCCCGUCUGCCGCCGCGAGCUCCCCGCGGCGGAACAACAACCACCAGAGGAGCAGCAGAGCGGCGGCGCGGACGCCGGCGAGAGGCGGAGGCCGAGGGCGGUGGUGGUGAGCUACGUGGUGCUCGGAGACGGCGGCCGCGGCGGGGAGAGAGGGGAGCCAUGGAACAUUAGGAUAGAGGACGUGGAUUAGGACCAGGAUUAUAUUCUUCAAAUUGGUUUCAAUUGGUUUUAAGGUGGUCGAUUUUUCUUUCGGUUUUUGUAUAUACACUACUAGCUGCGAGGGGAGAAAAAUCGAUUGUGAAUAUUUUUUAAAUGUGGAAAAUGAAAGUAAUGCAAUUACAGAA